AUGAGUCCGACCUUCUCAUGCGACUGUUGUAAGGAGAAGGGGAGUACGACAAUAGGGCCCGUGGUAAGCGUUUAUUUCACCUUAAGACGAAGUUUUUGCUGUAGAGUACUCUUUUUUGAACCAAAUUUAUUUCUUAAGAAGGCAUGAUUCUUCCAAAUGUCAAUGUGUUACAGAAUUUUGUUUUCAAAUGACAGUUUUUGUCGUGGGCAUUUCAUUUUCUAAUGCUACUUUUGACGGCUUAAAACAUUCAGAGGCGUAUCUGUAGGGUGUUAAAGUAAACUUUCAUGAUGCUUAACGCAAAACAGAUGGAUAUACACUGCUAGUGGCAGGUAAGACGUUAAACCAACAAGACUGAAGACAGUAUAGUCUGAUUAGUCCUAAAAGCAGUCGCUCUCAGCGGCAACAUUUUGCAUUCUGUUAUUCUAACUCCUUGGAAAAUGUUUCUGGUUGCUGUGGAGUGCUUGCAUGCAAUAUGUGAACCGAAUUCUUGGUGAAAAAAGCUGAGAACUCAAUUCCCGUAGACUUCCGUACAGUAGGUGCUUGCUCAUGAAAUGUUAUCUGAAAUUCUGAAAUACGUUUUCAUUUUGAAAAGAUAAGUAGGGCUUUUAAAUUAACCAUCUUCCGACAUAUUGAUAUAACAAUUUUAUUACCUCAGGAUGCCAACUUUCGAACGAACAUCUUUUGAACCACAUGUACAAACCACACUCUGUAAAAAGCUACUACUUAGGUGGCAUGAAUUUUUCCCAUCGGUUUUCGAUGUCCUUAAAAAUUCAAUUAUAUUUCAUAGAAAACAUGCUUAAAAUAUUCAUUGUUUUACUUAUUCGGUAGAAAAUUACGUCUUCUUUAAAUUUAUAUGCGAAGGAAGGGUAGAAUUCGGUUUUUAAAAGGUUUCUAAUCAUGAGAUUUUUUAAUACCAUGAAAUAUCCGUUCAUAAAACAUCGUGUCUCUGCAUUUACUAGUUUUGCCUGUAAGUUUACGAUAUGGCUCAAAUCCACUGAAAAAUUUUCUGAACCCUUUAUGAUCUACAUUUAAUAUUUUAGAGAAAUAUAUGGUUUUCCGUACGCGGGAAAUAAACGACUUGUAGUUCGGAAACCCUGCACAAAAGUGUAAUGGCAGGUCGGGCUCAAAAUUAUUCAAGAAUUGGAAAAGUUUUUGAAAACAGAAUUAUACCCUUCCUUCGAGCAUAAAAUUAGAAGGAGGCGUAGUUUUCUACCCAAAGAAUAAGAGAACGAAUUCUUUUAUAUAUGUUUUCCAUAAAAUACAAUUGAAUUUUUAGGGACGUCGAAAAUCAAUGGUAAGAACCCAUGCUAUUUAAGUAGUCAUUUUUUAUAAGGUGUGAUUUUUCAAGCGGCCGGAAAGAGAUUCCUUCGGAAGCCGGCAUCCUGGAGUAAAUGAAUUAUUGUAUCAUAAUGCCGCAUGAUGGUUAGUUUGAAAACCCCGCCUAGGUAAUCUUUUCGAAACGAAAAUGCAUUUCAGAAUUUCGGCUAACAUUUCAUGAGUUAGCACAUCUACUGUGUGCGUUUUGAACCAGGCGGUGCGAUGGUAGGGGGUUUCCGCUGCGCUCAACGGAACCACAGAUGCCUUAAGUAACUUUGAUCAACUCCUUGCAAAAGCUUGCAUGCUUUGGACACGUCCUCACAGGUUUCUUGUUAACAUUACGUAGGCUUCCGAUUAAUGAAUUAUUAAUUUAGGGCAGGCGCAGACUGCACUGACUUAUUUUAGGUGAUGUCUAGCCCCAGUCACAUGUUAUUUGCUGAUUCGUGGUCUGUAGAGUCGUGUUUUGUUAUUUUCAUAUUGGUAAUUUCUAGAUCCAUUCAUCUGGUUUGCAAGCAAGUCCUUAAGUCUGGUACUUUCCUGUACUAGACGCUGAAUUUUCUUCCAACGAUGUGAACCAUUCACCCAAAGGGGUAAAUUGACUCCUCGGAUGAUUAGUCACUUGUUUAUGUGUCUUUGAUCUGUUACCUACACCCAGAAUCAGACGAACUGACCGGGGAUGUGGCUCCGGCAUUGAACCUGGGAAGUGGAGAGAUUGUAAUCACGAGCUGGGCGAAAUUCAAAAGAGAAAACACUGGCAUCUUGUCAUCAACUGACCCUAAUUCAUUGCUGUUGUUAUUCAAAACCUUACCGAAGUCCAUGCUUCAAUGCACUAUUUACCAUGAGAAGGGGAAACCGCCAGCAAGAAUAUCCGACUGGCACGAUUUAGAUGUAAUUAAGCAGAUUUUGCUAGGUCAGAAUGCUUUUGCGAAGAAAUACCACAAAGACUCCGCGGUGCCUCGACGGGCGUGAAGACAGAGGAAAAAGCAGCGCUCCAAGGCAAACUGGGAGUUCUUUUCAGUUAGGGGCCCGAGAAUCAACUCCUAGGAGGUGCCAGUCUUUAAGUUCGACACAUUUCUUCUCCCGAUGUAAAGCCGCCUCCAAGUCGGGACAUGUCUCUUACCUCUGACCCCUGCUCUCCAUCAAGAUAAACGCGUUCUCAUAUUCAGUCAUUCUAGUGGCCUCCACCGGCAAAUAUGAUCGUAACUGUGUUGUUAUUAGGAGAAUAAUGGGAGUUACGUGCUUUAGAUUCAGGUAACAGCAUCGUUGUCAUACCUACUGACAAGUGUUCUAUAGGUGUCAUCGCACCCAGGAACCUAAUUUUUGGUCAAAAGAAGCUGGAAUCUCAUUUUUCUGAGAUUUACAUCACAUGACACGGCAAAACGAAACUUGGCAGCGUGUGGUAGAUCAGGGGAUGUGGCGGUACGCUUAAGUGCGGGGUUUCAUCCUGCGCCCUCUCCCGCAUCCGGCCUUCUUGACUCUGUCUUGAUAACGGAUUCGGAUGGAUGAGGAAGGGAGUGUGCGCUAAGUGCCGCGUAAGCCUGCUAUUCCUUUAAACUAACUCACGAGCAAGUCACCGUUCCUGCUGAAGGGCAAACUAUGGACACCGUCGGCCACUGUCGCAACACCUCACACAUUUACGGUAACGACAAUUACUGCGAAUUCCUCCAAUGAAUUUGAGACCUUGACAUCGCUUUACCUGCAAACUACCACCUGUGUUGAUCAUUUAAUGUUCAGCCCAGUGCCGGUAGGGUGGAUGCAUCGGCAUCGAAACACACCACGUGCUGUGAACUUAACAAUCAUUGCUGACCAAAGGGGAAAGUUCGGCUGCCGCUACGGCAAGCUGACCACGUUUCCGGUCGUUCGGACCCGGUUUUGCCUCCGGAACUAGGCGGAUAAGAGAGGAGAGAGUGCGGGAGACGCUGUGCUAGUCUUCUACCACUACAAACUGAUCCACGCGCAAAUUACCGUCCUGCACACACCACGCUGUACAGCCCACGGUGGACAUCAUCGGUCGCGAAGGCCGAAGUAUUAUGCAUUUAAAUCUCAGGGAGUGAUCAAUCUCGCCAACCUCCGGUAUGGACGCAAGGAGGAAGCCCAGACUCCCGUGGGAGCUACAUUUCACGUUAUGAGGACUUGUCACUGUGGGAGGACAUCGUCGCCAGCGAUGAUCGAGCCGUAGCACUCCUCACACCGAUCGCAUGAUAUAAACUGGGAAGAUGAUCGUUACUUACCCUGCGUGUAUUAGAUCUUCGAUGACAGCAUAACUUAAAUCAUAUUUCUAAAAAUGGCACAUAUUUCUGGAUUUUUUUAUUUUUACUCAGAAUACGUCAUCAUUCGGUCGUUUUACUUGAGAAGCUAUUUUUAAAUGUUUGUACUUCUGGUGCCCGCAAGACACACAGUGUGAUCCGCGUUCAUGGCAAAGUACCGUUAUGCAAAUAGACUUCAGAGAAUACCAUCAAUGUAUCGUCUAGAACCCUCAAGAACAAAUAAAAAUCUGACCUCGUUUUCGGAUAUAUUCCUAUUAAAAGUGUCCAUGGCGAGGUUUGGUUCUUCAGCCCCACUCGAUUAAUGCCAUAUGGUUGGUUUAUUAAAGCAAUUUUAGUUAAUGUACCCAACUUAGCCAUUCGUUGGGCUAGGAAGGGAAAGAGAGCGCAUGCAGAGCUCGAAGCAGGUGAAGGGAAGCGCAUGUGAAUUGAUAUCGGAAGUAACCGAGGUUGGUGUAUAAGCACACUUCCCCCUUGGCACAGUCAUUCACUGGAUUAAAAUGGUAAGGAAGAUGCAAAGACGUGGUAUUUAUAAAAUCAGCUUAUUCUCAUUUACCAGAAUUAUUUUAGAAAGUUAACCAUAUGGUAUCACGGUAAGAUCCUAACAUGCAGCCAUGCAUGCAAAAUUAAUACUUAAUCCAGCGAGUGAUUCGGCACGAAACCGAAGGUGCUCAGUUUACUUUCUAAUCCAACGAGUGGCUAGGUACGAACACAAUGUGUUUACUUUAUUUUCUGAUCCAGCGAGUGGCUAGGCUACGAAACUAGAUGCGCUUACCUUAUUUUCUAAUUCAACGAGUGGCUAGGAUGUGAAUCGAAUGUGUCCACCUUAUUUUCUAAACCACGGAGUGGCUAGGCUACGAAACCGAAUGUGUUCAGUUAACGUUUUAAUCCAGCGAGUGGCUGGGCUACGAAACCGAACGUGUAAACUUUACUUCCUAAUCCAGCGAGUGGCUAGGCUACGAACCCAAUGUGUUCACUUUAUUUUCUAAUCCAGUGGAUGGCUGGGCUACGAAACCGAGUGUGCUCAAUGUACUUUCUAAUAUAGCGCAGUGGCUAGACCAGGUGCAUCCGUGUCUGCGUUGUGGAUGGUUUUCCUGCACGCCUUUACCUACGCCGUGUCCUUGCGCUCGCGCUUCCCAUUGGUCGACUAGAUCUCCUGCGCCCACUCAUGCGUAGCGGUUAGUUUUCACCUCAUUCAACAUUUCGUCGUGCUUCACUCUACGGCUUUUCUUUUUAAAUUUCCGUGGUCCAAUUUUUGGCGUGUACGAUGGCCUCACCCGUAUACUCCGUCUCACCACCAUCCCCGUAUUGUAGGCAACUGGGGUAGAGCUGCUUGGCUGUACUUGGACCCUUCCCUUGUUGGCGUAGGUUUCAUUUUCACUACGGCUGCCGAGUUUUCCACAAUCGAGUCAACUGAAUCAUUCAACUACGCCAAAGGCACCUAUUAUUUUAAAAAAAAAACAUUUUAAAACCAAGUCUCCCUUCCUACGAGUGGGAGUUUUAAAUAAAACACAAUUUUCUGUAGACCGCGUGAGAUAGCUGAUUAUCUUCUAUGAAGCCGUAUUAAGCGUAUGUAAAACCACUGAAAAUAAUAGACACUUUUUGUGCAGUAAAUUUUUCAAAGGCGGUUUAUUCAGUAAACUGAGAAGAUAUUCACUUAGAGAUUAUUCAGAAAAAUUCUGGUCGGAAUUUCAUGGGUUUUCGGGUUAACUGUAAGUCUUUUCUGUUAUCAUAUUAUCUGUUCAUCUAUGCAACCCCUUAGGCAGUGAGACCCGAUCGAACCUUUAAAAAAUGUUGACUAUCGCGAAAUUCCUGAGCGAAGACUCCGCUAUGAGAACUUGUUUUGAACUUUAGGUUUCUGGGGAUGACAUAUAUACAGGAAACCUCCUUUGAAAUAUGAUGGCAUAUGAUCAACCAAGCCUAAGUUGCAUAACAAAGAAGGACUAUACACAAUAGCUACUGAGUGGUGUAUGUUUGAAAAACUGCGACAAGUCCCACAUGGUUGCGGUUGUGGUAAUGUUUGUCAUUUAUCAAUGUCAUUUAUGUCAUCGCCAAAUCAACUAACUGAUGUCUUUAACUGGACCAUUAAUCAAGAGGAGCCUUCAGGCGCCACUAUGAUGCAAUCCUUGUGUCCCAGUUUAUGACGGCAUAAAAGUUGAUAACUUCGAUGCUAACUGUCAGUUUAACACUGACUAACCCAGGGAACCCGUCAAGCUCGCUCAAAUCUGUCGUCUAACUUAGGUAAGUGGUUGCAUCCCAAGGCACAGCCAGAAUUUCCAGUCAUUCAUACUUUAGUUUCAGUAUGUACUUUUGGACCCAAAUUAUCAUUUAUUAUUCCUCAUAUUUAUGUGGAAAAAUUUACUUCAAACGGCACUGCAUGUUUACGCAAAUUUUACUGGACGACUGACAACAUCCCGCCGAAGUAUUUCACACGGAGUCAGCCUAACGGUGAAGUGAAAAACGUCUCAAUGAAUGAAAGUUGUUAGUUUGGUUAUUGCGAACGCAGUCCAAAAGCACUUUCGUCAGAACAGCCCAGGUUGAAUACCAGGCAAAUGCACUAUCUGCCUAGCGUGCAUUCAUUUGGAUUUCAAUGCCACCGUAAAUUCAAUUAUAUUGAUCAUGAAGUAUGUCUAACAAUUUAGGUUCCUACGUCCACUGUGUGUGUAAUUGAGUUACGCUUAAGCUUUGAACUUGAGACAAGCGAGUAAUUGUUUUAAACGUGAAUACGUGUGAGAACAGUCCAUAUAAAUAACUAUCCUCAGACUUAUUUAUGGUGAUCAGAAACCAGGCAAUGUGAUUCGCCUUUAUUACAUUAUUUGAUGAGCAACGACAGACUAUAUUGCAGAGGCAUUUUAGUUUAUGCAAAUAGGCUCCAGAGACAGUGUUUAAUAUUUUGUUGCAAAACCUCAGGAAAAAAUGAGUAAAGUACGUUAUUCUCUGUUUGAUUUAAGGUAUGACUGAGUGUACACGUACAGUAGGUGUGCUAACUCAUGAAAUGUCAACCGAAAUUUCGAAAAGCGUUCUCGUUUCGAAAAGAUUAAUUAGGCAGGGUUGUGAAACUAAUCAACACGCAGCAUAAUUCUAUAAUGAUCCAGUUACCACAGGGUGUCGGCUAUCAAAUGAACUUAUUUCCGACUGCAUGCAAGAACUAUACUCCGCAAAAAUGACUACUUAAGUAGCAUGCAGUUUUCUCAUUGAUUUUCGACGCCCUUGAAAAUCCAACCAUAUGUCAUGGAAAACAUGCAUAAAAACAUUCAUUCUUUUACUGAUUCGGAAGAAAAUCGCGUCUUCUUCCAAUUUUAUUCUCGAAAGAAGGGUAUCAUUCGGUUUCAAAAAAGUUUCUAAUUGUCAUAUUUUUUAAUACCGCGAAAUGGCCGUUCAUAAGACGUCAUGUAGCCUGUAAAGCUAACAAUAUUGCUCAAAUCCACUGCUUAAUUUUAUGAACCCAAUAUGGUCUUCUCUUAAUACCAUAGAGAAAUGCAUUGUUUUCCGUACAGGUAAAAUAUACGGCUUGCAGUUUUGAAACCCUGAAUGCAAGUGUGACGGCAGGUCGGGUUCAAAAUAAUUCGGGAAUUAGAAACGUUUUUUUAAAACCGAAUUUUACUCUUCUUUUGAGUAUAAAAUCGAAAGAAGACGUGAUUUUCUACCGAAUAAGUAAAGGAAUGAAUAUUUUUAUGCAUGUUUUCCACGAUAUGUAAUUGAAUUUUCAAGGGCAUCGAAAAUCAAUGAGAAAAUUGCAGACUUCUUAAGUAGUCAUUUUUUGCAGAGUAUAGUUCUUGCAUGCAGUCGGAAAUAAGCUCAUUCGAAAGCCGACACCCUGAGGUAAUUGGAUCAUUAUAGACUUAGGCUGCACGAUGAUCAGAUUUGCAACCCUACUUAAUUAGUCUUUUCGAAAGGAGAACGCAGUUCGAAAUUUCGGUUGACAUUUCAUGAGUUAGCCCACCUACUGUAUACAGGUCAAAAUGCCGAAAUGCCUAAAUGUGUUCUGGAACAAGAAAGACUGCCCGCGAGGAGUUGUCAUACUGAUAAGCACACGACGAAAGCCCAAGCUUAAUCAGUCACAACAGGAUGCCGUAUUUUAAAUGUGCCUCUUUCUAGCUACCUGCAAAAGCCACACCUGGUGAAUGGUGACUACUUAAACAAUGUAUUUUUUUCGAUCGGGGCUCGAGUCCCCUACAAAUUCAAAUAUAUUUUAUAAAAAUGCGUCCAAAAAUUUCCUUUCUUGUACUCAUUUUAUGGAACAUUACGCCAUCCCUAACCUCAUGUUAGUAGGAAGAGAUUUGGCUUGAAAAAAUGGUAUUAUGUGACUUUUAAGACCUUUGAACGGUACAUUUAAAUGUUUUCUAAUCUGCCCGUUCGUAAUGAUUCUUAUGAAGUAUGCAGCUUUUUCUGUGUUAGCUGCAAAAUUUUAUGAAUCCAAAAUGGUUUCUUUACAAACGCAUGCAAAAAUUCAUAACUCUACCUAAAAAAGUAAGUAUACAGCUUCGGUUUUGGAGGCACUUAACCUGAAUAUAAUUUCAUGUCCGAAUUAAAAGGGUUCUUGGGUCGAGAUCUUUUAUAAAGCCCUAAAGUUGCCCCUUCUUCGAAUACGAAAUUGUAAGACGUUGUAAUUUGCUAUAAAAUGAGUACAAGUGAGGUCAUUUUUACGCGUUUUUUUAUAAAAUAUGUUUGAAUUUACAAUGGAAUAAAGUACCGAUAAAAGAAAACUGAAACAACAUAAGUAGUCAGCUACUACCGGACGAGGUUUUUAUAGGUUCCCGGAGGGAAGCGCACUCGGUCGAAAGUGCAUUUCAGAAUUUUGGUUAACAUUUCAUGGGAUCAGGAACUCACUGCAAGUAAUGAAAUGUCAUGAAAUUCGCACAGCAAUCCCUUCGACGCAUAUCCUACGAACCCUGCAUUUGCGAAAGUCCUAUUGCAUUAAUCAAAGGACUGUUAGUCAAAAAGAAGGCGCGGUUUGGUUUGUAAGUUUUUAUUUACUAGCAAACACAUUUUUACGAUAAGUCAAGAGUUGAAAACGAAUAUAUUGCAGGUUAAUUAUUAAAUGACUACGAGGAAGGGAAAUGUGACGAAAUGAGAACAUAACGACAAGGAAUAACAACUGCAAAUUAUUGUUACUUACUUUAUCGUCCUCUUGUGUGUAAGCCACUCGUAAGUUUGACGGACAUGGAAAGUAAAUAUUUGCCUAUGUUGGACUGAUCUGUACAAUUAUUAAACCCAAAACAAUCGUUACAUUCCAUGAAAGAGCGCUUUCUUGACUUGUUUCAGUUGCUUUUCAUCAAUGCAAAGAGAUUUUCGAUGGUAUUGUGGCCCGGUCUGUUGGCAGGAGUGAAGAUUUUUUGCAGGCCGCAAGCGGAAAUCUUGACUAUGGCCUAACAACUGAAUCAUAGUCGUAAGCUUUUUUAGAAAAAUGCCGCAUUCGAGCGGUAAAUAGGAGGAUUGUCCUGAAAAAUUAUGAUGCCCAUUCGCCGUCAGUGAAUGCCAUUAUACCCGAAGGCAUCCUCCUUGAUGUCUAUGAAAACCAUGAUAUUUAUGGCGUUCGUUGACAGCCGUCAGAGUAGGCGUUCAGUAGACUGGUGGCCAUCUAAAUCACCAGGUAUAGACAGUUCUUGAAAAUUGCACCAACCCGUCGUCAGACGACGGCAUUCCGAGAUAAUAUGAUGAAGAUAGAAGGCUCGUCGGAAAAAAUCGAGUUGUGCUCGUGAAUUGUCGAGCUGGUGACACCAACCCGUCAUCAGACGUAAUAAACAGAGGAGAAAGUAUGAUCAAACUAAAUUGGUUGGCAUGACAGGGCAGCCACUGACAGGCAAGCAAGUAAUGUAUGAAAUGGGGGUGGACACAUAAUUAGGCUAGGAUCUGUGGCGGGGAGAGGGAGGGGGAACUGUUGCGGUUCCCUGUGUUGGAGGGUAGGGGAGAUGAUGAUUCAAUGGGGCUACGGGCAGUGGACUUAAUGUUCGUCGAUCCGGCAUGCAGGCAGAGAUCAGUGAGCCAGCGUAGAGGUGUUAGGGAUUGCAGUUGCGGUUCGUUGUGUCUGGGGUAGGGGUGGCGAAAUUGUGCGAGUAUACAUGGCCGAGUAUGGGUUAGCGGCUGUUGUUAGGUCGUGGGCGCAAGUCAGUGAGCCGGGCAUGCAGACCUUCGUAAUGAGCGUGCAGAUCGACAUGGCGAUUGAUGCUGGUCGUGUUAGUGUUAGACUUCGAGGUGUUUGCCGUGGCAACAACUUCAGUUCCUUCCCAAUUGAAGCGAUGAUUGCAUUCAAGGGCGUGCGCAAACACGAGUGACAGAGGGUCACGUCGGUGGAUGGUUUGUUUAUGUUCGUUUAUACGCGUCCCGAGUCGUCGGCCUGUAUGACCAACAUAGUCGAAAGAGCAGUUAGCACACGGAAUGCGGUAGAUGACAUUGGUUUGCUGCUCUUUGGGUAUAGAGUCUUUUACCCCGGAUAGCGUUGUGUGCAGGGAGGACGUCGGCUUGUGGGCAAUGAAGAUACCAAAUCGAUUUAGUUGUCGGGCGAUCGCUUCGGAAAUGCCCUGCAUGUAGGGUAGAGAGAAAAAUUUUCGUAAUUCUGGUCCCUCAUUAGAACCAGCGCCUUGUGGUUGUCUCCGAUGCCUGAGAAAAUUUUUCACAAAACCGACUGGGUAUCCGUUGAGACGGAAUAACCGAGACAAGAAAGCGAGUUCUUUCUUAAGUGAACCAUCGCUGCUGCAGUAACGAUAGGCCAGGUGGAAAAGGGUUCCGACACAGCUCCUUUCAUGAGCCGCAGGACGGUUGCUUUCAUAAUUAAGAAUGACGUCAGCACCGGAGUCUUUUCGGUAGACGCUCGUUGCGAGACCGCCAUCGCUGAGAGUUUGGAUAAUAACGUCUAUAAACGGAAGAAUACCUCCUGUUGCCUCUUCGCGAGUAAACUGGGUAGCGGGGAAGGCGCUAUUCAGACUCAAAUGCAAUUGUUCAAUUUCGCAGGUCUUCAUGAUAACAAACGUAUCGUCUACGUAUCGGAGCCGCAUUUCUGGUUUAAAGGUUCGCAUAACUUCCUCUUCUAGUUGCUGCAGGACCAGUUCAGCUAGUAGACCUGAUAUCGGCGAGCCCAUUGGUUUACCCCUAACCUGUUGAUAAAACUUUCCAUCGAAUUGGUAUUAGUUCUUGAGACGGCGUCUUAGCACUUCUGAAAUGUAUUCUAUUGGAAUGUUGAUUGAAUUGUCUUGCAGGCGUCGGGUUACGCAUUCAAUCGCCAGGUCAUGCGGUAUUGAGGAAAACAGGGCAACUACAGCAAACGAUAGAAUACACUCAUCAGGACUUACUUUGAGGCCUUGGAUCUUCUGGAGGAAUGCGUGAGAGUUUUUGAUGCUAUAUUGUGAUCCAUCGGUGAGGUGCUCCAGGUGCCUAUAUAACCACUUAGCGAGGUUGUAGGUGGGCGAUCCCAUCAGCGGUACUAUGAUCCUCAAUGGCGUACCCUCUUUGUGCACUUUUGUGAGGCCAUAUGCAUGGGCUAUUCGGGUUUGUGUCACCAGCUCGAAAAUUCACGAGUACAACUCGAACUUUUUCGACGAGUCUUCUAUCUUCAUAUAUAUAUAUAUAUAUAUAUAUAUAUAUAUAUAUAUAUAUAUAUGAGAUGAUACCGACAAAGACAAGGGAGACCAGAAUGGCCAUUUCUGGCUUAUUAGCCGUCAUCUAUAUCUACUGUUAGUCGCUGUGCGACUGCCUGCGAGGGUUCUAGUAUGAGCCCCAAGGCACAACGGAACGAGCACGUUCCGUAACCUGAUCGGUGAGCGCCCACUGUCAUAAUUAAUAUUCCCGAUCACAACCGACAGGACAACGGGCCCGUGGCUCAAUGGUAGAGCGUUCAACUCCAUGACCAAAGAUCCCGGGUUCGAAUCUCAAGUGAUCCACACUUGGGGUUGGGUAUGACUGGCUGAUGACGGCUAAUAAGCCAGAAAUGGCCAUUCCGGUCUCCCUUGUCUUUGUCGGUACCAUCUCAUCUAUAUCUACUACUAGUCGCUGUGCGAAUGCCUGCGGGGGUUCUAGUAUGAGCCUCAAGGCACAACCGAACGAGCACGUUCCGUAACCUGAUCGGUGAGCGCCCACUGUCAUAAUAUAUAUAUAUAUAUAGGCAGAAUGGCGUUACCGACAAAGACAGAGGAGACUGAAAUGGGCAUUUCUGACUUAUUAGCCGUUUCCAGCCAGUUAUACCCAACUCCGAGUUGUGUAACGCCUGGGGCUCGAACUCGUGACCUGUUAGUUAGAAGUCCUACGCCUUUAACCACUGAACCACGGGCUUGUUUUCCCGUCGGUUUCGAUCGUAAAAAUAUAUAGUGGUGGAUGGGCGCUCACCGAUCCUUCUUACGGAACUCGUUCGUUCCGUAACGGAACGCAGAAGCUCCAAAAUUAAUUGUGGCUUCCACCAUGAUGCGUACUUUAAGGACUACCAAGAACAGCGCAGGCGGCACAGCCACUUAUAACGCAGUGAGUCAUUAAGGAAGCACGUUGUGUGCUCUUGCAACGGACUCCCCUCCCCCACACCCACUACCGCAGCACCUGUCUUCGCACUAUACCUCAGAUGCUCUGACAAAAGCCCUUUCAGACCACCCUCGCAUCGACUAAAACUUCCUGCCAACAUUCACGAGGUUGGAUCCUUCCUUCCUAUGAACUCAUAGAGCUCACGCGCCACACCCUCAGUCGUUUUAUGUGACAACGAAUUAUCGGCUGACAGAUCGAAGAGUCAAGAGUUAACUACUGAUUCUCCGAAAAGCGUUCGCUUUUUUCAACAUUAUCUCCGAAUGGCGACCACGACGAGCUUAGGAUGAAUAGCAUUUUACUUAAUUUUGCGCAGGUUUAAUUCUUAUUAGCAGCGGGAAGUAAUCGAAAAGACACAGGUCAGAAGUAGUGUAAAAUUUUAAAUUCAGGACUUCUGCGAGUUCGAAAGACGGAGACUGGUCCAGCAAUGGAAUCAUUUAUGUAUUUUUGGGGUUUUUGACCUCGCAGAGGAAUCCGUCGUCAGAGAUAACAGCAGUAACAGAACGAUUAUUGUUAUGGAGUUUUUUCGCCUAUCAGAAAUCAGUGCUGCGGGUCUGGAGGCGACUGCCGAGGGUCUUUAUGGAGGAGCCAGAUCGAUAAAUCAAUUAAUUAAGUUCUUAUCUGAGGCCCAGGCUUCAACCAGUUCUCGAUUAAUCUUGUUUUCGGCUCCAACGAUUAUCCUGAUGGUUGCGAAGUCAAACUCGUGACUCUUUUCAAAGAUACGGGCGGAAAUUUGCCAUAUUUUGUCCCCGUUUUUGUUUUUAUCUCUGGAAGUCUACUCCUGCGUGAUUUCGAAAACCCAAACAAACAGCUUCGGGCGCCAUAUCAGUCACCUUCUUCCUUACUCAUACAUACACCUGGAAUUUUAACAUUCCCCUCCAUUCAUAUCUUCUGUUUGUCUCGGGAGUAAAUUUAAAAUUGUGUGGUCUUACAGUCUUAAAUGGGUUUCCUAACCAGCCCCCUUUCAGAUAUACUUGCUCAGUAAUCUUGUUAUCAUUUGCUUUCCCGCUUAAAACGCAUGAAGGAAAGGCAAAAAUGCUGAUAAGUCGAAGUGCGUUGUUUUAAUUUCUUCAGAAAUUGGUGCCUAAACUUCGAAUAAGCACUUUUGCACAGGCCUAUUCAAGUUCAGAGAAGAAGUCGAUACAGAUAUUUGGGCCUAGUUCCGUCAGUUUUAUACUCGAAGUAGCGGCUGACUUGGUUUGAAAGUUUUUCAUUUCUCAAAUAAUUUCGGAACUGCUUCAUUUGGGAUCGGGGUUUCUAAACUGCAAAUUGCACACUUUCUUUUGAAGCAAGACCAUACAUUCCGGUAUGCUAUUAGGGAGACCCUCUGUCGGGUUCGAAAAUUUUUUCAAUGAAUAUGAGCCACGCUGUGUACUUAUUAGCAAACGCUCAGCUACGAUACUAUUACAGAAGACAAUUCGUAGUGUUAAAAAAUCUGGAAAAAUCUUAUUUCGUAGCCGUACCUGUUAGGGACUAGGCCUAGGUGUUAUAAGUUGGGGUUAUGGGUUGGGAGUCAGGGAUUGUGGCUAGGAGUUGGGUGUCAGGGUUAGGGGUUAGGGGUCAGGGUUAGGAGUUGGGGUUAGGACUAGGAGCUAAGGUUAGGUGUUGGGGGUAGGGGGUUGACCAGGGUUUGUCCACUGCUGGUAAGGCUGCAAAAUAAGAUCCGACCAAAAAAUCCGAUAAUUAUGAAUGUCACGAAUGGAAGAGAAUAUGCGCAUUCCAGGUUCUUGUUUAAAAGAAGGCGAAGGCACGAUCACUGGGGCAGUAGGUUUAUUUGCCUGAGCUUUCGAACUCGAACUAGAGUUCAUCAUCACAGGCUACUCGAGUGCAGCAAAUUGUGAACAUUUAUAUCGUUCAUCCUUGCGGGCGGGGGAGGGGGAGUACGUCCGUGGCUAGGUAGGGUUUGUGCCGCCUGGUUCACGAUGUUCCCCCGGCGUGGUGACGCCGUUUGUACUUCGCGACGGUGUUAGCUGCGCCACCUGGCUGCGUGGGCGGAGCGCGUGAUAACACGCCGGCAAAUCGAUGUGUCUGUUGAUGGAGUUGGUGUCCGACACCCACGCCUCCAACAGCUCUCGCCCUGUCUUGUUGCCGGCUCGCGCCAAUAUCCGCGUGUUGGCGAAAUCAAACUCAUGCCCUUCCUCCAGCGUGUGAGUGGCUACUUGAGACAGUGGGUCGCCUCUCCGAACGGCCCGUUUCUGCUCAAGUAUUCGUGAGCUCAGACGUCGUCCUGUCUGGCCUGUGUAGUGGCAAGGACAGUUUUGGCACGGGAUUCGAAUGUCUUUUGUUAUGCAUGUUUCGUUCUUUGUGUAAGUGUUUCGCUUCAUCAUGGGCGUCCCGGCAUCCCCAUUUGGUUCCUGGUGUACGUGCUCCCAAUUUUUCAGCUCUGACCAUUUCGAUGAGAUUUCUCAAAGUUAUCCCUGUCCAUCCAUUUUGAUGGUGUCUGUUUGGAUUAAAACAAAACCGAUUGUGCUUGCCGCUGCUGACCCAAUUUUGCAAAUAGCAGCGCAAAAAAUGAGUGGGCAACGAUGGCGUGUAGGACCUCCAAGUGGAUGGCAACUCCAAAAAUAUACCCUGCAAUUCAGUGUCACAGUAAACAACACUCAUUAUUCACCGUUCCCAUUGUUUGAAAUUUCCUUCCUGACAAAAUGUAAAUUUACCAGCGGCGCUUUAUUCAAAGUCCGUUAUUUUUUGAAAAUUGUUUUUUUUUAAAUUAUUUUUUAAUUAUCGUGCUCAAUUUCCUUGCCAGAUGACAGCGUACAAUAAGACGUUCGGCAGAAAUUUAUCCAUUUUCGCGCUGACUUUCUUUGCCAAAUGACAGCGUGCAGAAAGACUUUCGGUAGAAACUUAUCGAUUUUCUGCGUCUUCUUGCCCUUCGUCCUGUGUGCCACCUCAUCCCUAAAAUCCCCUGUACAACCAUUCAACUUAUGGCACGGUCCGCAGGCCAGCUCAAGUUAGUUUUCGGUCCUAUAACUUAUUAUUGCCAGGGAGCGGAGUAUUGCAAUGACAUCGGACCACCCGUUACUACCAGAGCAUAGUUCCUUCCUGAAGCGUGUAGAAAUAGAAAACCCUGCAAAGUGGACUUAUUAAAAGCACACAUAAAUGAAACAAGUCGACAGGAAGGAAACCAUUUUGCCGCUAGAAGGGCAGAAGCGAAUUCUUAAAAGUAGUUGGGAGAGUGGGGACACAAUCGCUGCAGCAGGAGCUUUGUUCGCCUCGCGUUUCGAACUUCCAUUCAAAUCCAUCUUCCGAGACAUAAUCAGAGGGGUGCACAUAUGUUUCGGUAUUUAUAGGAUGAAGUCGCUAUAUGACAGCAGGUCUGUCAAAACCGACAGCUCACUCACUCAUCGCGGGUGGCUACACCUGCUUGUCCACAGCAGAGUCGUUUCUCACCGAACUCUCAACACCCGUGUGGAACGGCCACUGCUCCCGGUCCCAGUGUCUGUGAGUCAAAUGGCCUAAAAACUCGAGUCGGGUAGCGAAAUUUCUACAAAUCGGCUGUUACGGAUGCAAGAGCGGACGAUUCGGAAAGGCAUGCAGGGGCUUAACAGCUCUAUCCUUUAAAUACAGAAGGUGGGCUAACUCAUAAAAUGACAACCUAAAUUCCGAAAUACGUUUUCGUUUCGAAAAGAUUAAUUAAGUAGGGUUGUAGAACUAGUCAGCCUGCAACAUAAUUCUAUAAUAGGUCAGUUACCACAGGAUGCCGGCUUUCGAAAGCAUUUCUUUCCGGCUGCAUGCAAAAACUAUCCUCUGUAAAAAAUGACUGCUUAAGUAGCAUGCAUUUUUCUCACUGAUUUUCUAAGUUCUUGAAAUUUCAAUCAUAGUUCAUGGAAAAAAUGCAAAAAACAUUCAUCCUUUUACUCGUUCGGUAGAAAAUUACGUCCGUUUUUAAUUUUAUACUCAAAGGAGGGUUCUUAUUCAGUUUUUAAAAACUUUUCCAAUUGCCGAAUAAUUUUGAACUCGACCUGCCGUUAAACUUGCAUUCAGGAUUCCCAAACUACAAGCUGCAUAUUUUCCGCGUACGCAAAACCGUAAAUUUCCCUACAGUAUUAAGAAGAGAUAAUAUGGGGUUCGUGAAAUUUAGCAGUGGAUUUGGGCUAUAUCGGUAAAUUCACGAGUCACAUGACAGCACUUUUUGUGAAUGAACAUUUUACGGUAUUAAAAAAAUCUCACAAUUUGGGACUUUUUUAAAACCGAACUAUACACAUCCUUCGAGUAUAAACUUGAAAGAAGACGUAAUUUCCUAUUGAAUGAAUAAGACAAUAAUUAUUUCAUGCAUGUUUUCCAUUAAAUAUAAUUGUGACUUUUAGGGGCAUCGAAAUCGAUAAGAAAAAUGCAAGCUUCUUAAGUAGUCAUUUUUACAGAGGAUAUUUUUGCAUGCAGCCGGAAAGAAAUGCUUUAGAAAGCUGGCAUCCUGAGGUAACUGAAAUAUUAUAGAAUGGUGUUGCAGGCUGAUUAGUUUUACAACGCUACUUGAUUAAUUUUUUCUAAACGGAAACGCAUUUCGGAAUUUCGGUUGGCAUUUCAUGAUUUAGCCCACCUAACAUACUUCGGCGCCGGCAAAACUCACAAUCCUCAUCCGAUCUCGUCUCUCAGGAUGGACUUCCGUUCGGAUCCGAAACGUCAGGCAAAUAAAGCCUAUGCAUCAGCCAUCAGGAAAACUCCUUGUAUCCUCGAUAUUCGUAUCUAGGUCAUUUUCUAAAUCGAGCUCGUCAUGAGCACCCAAAGAAGCAAAUCAAAACGAGCAAGGUAAUAGGUUCUUAUCGUGAUCGCUGACCCAGUAAUCAGUAACGUGUUUCACCUCUCCCUGGGGAUAAUAAUUUCGAGUCUUAUCUGUGGCUUGAACUUUAGCACGGACGUAUUUGGACUAAUCUGUGUGACCGAUGAAGCCUUAGACACCGUGAAAACUCGCUACUGGAUCCUGCAGACACUGACACGUAUGAGACAAACAUGAUGUGGUCUAGCAUCACCAAUUCACUUCAACUGCUCGCAUGUCCAUGGGAUUCAUAGCACAUCCUUGAAACUAGGACUUAUGUUCCUUGCGUUGACUUGCAUGCUCGUGGAUGUAUGUGAUGUCAGAAUGUUCUAUUUCCCUUCUCCUUCUCUCCAAAGACUGCAGGGGACAGUCCAAAAGGCGUGACAAACUCUCAGCCCACGGAGGAUUUUUUCAAUUUUUCAUUCGGCAGUAACGACAAUCGAUUCCCCAGUGGUCCCCAGCCCAUCACUCAACAGCCAGUCUCAGACCCCUUGCCCUCCGGUGACGCUACUGUCGAAAACGAAAUGGGUUCAAAGCCCUCAAAUCAGGCUAUACCGCCACCGGCAGUACCACCACCGAAGCCCAAAACCACCGCCCUGAGGAUAGCGAAGAACACCACUACCAGCACAAAGGCGCCCAAAACCACUGCCUCCACGAAACAACCAGCCCAGAGUAAGAUGGACUUAAAAGCCUCGACUCAGGCUCCGCCACCGCCGCCGCCACCGCCACCACCGGCAGUAGCGGAGACACGACCAGGGGAAAAACCUGAAACCCCUCACCCGAAUGCAGCGCAGGAUACUGCCACCAGCAAAAAGACGCCCCCGCUGCCCACCACCGCUACCAAACCGGCAGAGGCUGGUUCACGGACACCACUUCAACAGCCCGAUGGCUUGGCUGCUGCCGUGGCGGAGGCUGCAGCUUCUCGAAGGGGCAUCCUUAAGAAGACGCCCAAAGAUGGAGACAAGGCGGCAGGUGAGGCUGCAGCUGUGAAAGAAGGGAAGGAGAAGGCCAAGAGUCCCAAGAAAGGAGACUCGAAAAGGACAGAGGAGAAGGAAGAGGACGUGGAGAAAAGGAAGAAGGUUAAGGAUGAGCAGAAAGGAGAUAGCGAUGUGGAUAGCGAUAGUGAUGGUGACUCUACUGACAGUGACUCAAGUGACAGUGACGAUGAUGACGACGACGAUGACAGUGACUCCAGCGACAGUGACUCCAGUGACAGCGACUCCAGCAACAGUGAUUCUAGCGGCAGUGACUCGAGCGAUAGUAACUCUAGUGACGAUGAUGAUGAUGAUGAUGAUGAUGAUGAUGAUGAUGAUGAUGAUGAUGAUGAUGAUGAUGAUGAUGAUGAUGAUGAUGAUGAUGAUGACAGCGCUGAAGAUAGCAGUAAUAGUGAUGAGGAUGACGAAAGCGAAGUCGGCAAAGGAAAGAAUGGCGAAAAAGAAAAGGACAAGUCCAAGGAAAAGAUGAAGUCCGAAGUGCUGAGGAAGAAAGAUGGACAAAAAUGA
Messenger RNA from Spirometra erinaceieuropaei, 18338 nucleotides. NCBI's taxonomy places the organism in Eukaryota, Metazoa, Platyhelminthes, Cestoda, Diphyllobothriidea, Diphyllobothriidae. The record is from the annotation of a GenBank genome assembly.